Messenger RNA from Malaya genurostris, 3348 nucleotides. RefSeq lists its product as uncharacterized. The record is from RefSeq and is a predicted model, not a curated record. The transcript has a single exon. Lineage: Eukaryota; Metazoa; Arthropoda; Insecta; Diptera; Culicidae. The coding region runs from base 1 to 3348 and encodes 1115 amino acids.
AUGAUCGAGAUGGAAAUUGCUGCAGAACGAAAAAAAAUUCUAGAAGAAGAAGAACUUGAACAGACCUUUUUAAAGGAAAAGUAUGAAGUACUAGAAAGAGAGGAAGAAGCGGAUGGAAAAAGCGUCAUUACUAAAAUGAGCAAAACUCCAACGAGUGUAGAGAAAGUAAACCAUUGGUUAAGGAAUGAUGGACACAAGAAGCCCGAUAACAGCUCUGUGACCGGAGCGAUCGAGACAGCACCAAAUCCAAAAUUUCCUGUACUAAACGAGAAUAAUGUUGACUCUACUCCUCUCACAGCUGAAAAUUCUAAUCCGUUACUUGAGACACCGAUUGAUUCGGGUUCAGUAAAGACUGUUACGUCUCAAGUACCUACAACGCAAGGCAAUUUUCUCGAAAGCACAAGAUCGGCUUCAACACUAACCCAGCCACCUGAACCAUUUCCGUAUCCGUGGCAAAAGCAUAGCGGAGCAAACAUUAAACUGGCAAAACCACCAGAAAAAGCACCGAGCUUUAUCACCAAAACGCCAUUGACGACACCUCAAUCUGUUACAUUUAGGCAGCAAAGGCCGAUUCCGAAUCCGGCAUUAGUUAAUCCAUGUCCAGAAGAGAAUUUUGAGCCUUCCCAGAUGCAAUUUGCAUCUCGACGAGUCAUGUCACGCGAUCUUCCGGAGUUUGAUGGAAAGCCCGAAGAUUGGCCUAUAUUCUUCAGUCAAUAUAAUGUCACCACUCAGAGCUGUGGAUUCAGUAAUGCAGAAAAUUUGAUAAGGCUUCAAAGAUGCCUUAAGGGGCAUGCGCGCGAGUCGGUGCGCAGUCGAUUGUUGCUGCCCGAGUCUGUACCCAACGUUAUAGAAACCCUACGGAUGUUAUAUGGACGUCCUGGUAUCUUGAUAAAAACGCUCUUGAAUCGAGUACGGCAGGCACCCGCACCUAGGAUGGAACGACUUGAGACACUGAUCGAAUUCGGAGUGGAAUUACAGGGAUUAUGCGAUCACCUGAUAGCAGCAGGAGAGGAAACACACUUGAAUAAUCCAGCCCUGUUACAAGAAUUGGAAGACAAACUGCCUGCUCAGUUGAAGCUUCAGUGGGCUAUGUACAAGCAAACCGUGUCCAGGGUUACACUGAAGACUUUCUCCGAAUACAUGUCUCACAUGGUAUCAGCGGCAAGUCAGGUCACUACCUUUGUCAAGGAUGACCAUGAUCAUCGCGAAGGAAAUAGAAAAAAUAAAUGGAAACAAAAGGAGAAGGGUAUGUUGCAUGCUCAUAAUGCGAGUGCCGAAAUAAAGUCUCAAUUCGGGAAGCAAAAUAAUGAACGAGUCUGUUUUGUUUGUCAUAAAUCCAAUCAUCUCAUGAAGGAAUGUAAACAGUUUCUGGAAUUACCAGUGGACGGUCGCUGGCAACGAGUGCAUCAAUUGAAACUUUGUCGGACGUGUCUCAAUCAACAUGCCAAAGGCCGAUGUCGUUUAACAAACAAAUGUGGUGUCGAUGGUUGUGAAUUUAGACACCAUCCGUUAUUGCACUCUAAAAACGAAAACAGUGCUGUCUGUACUUCUUCUGCGGAAAAUCAUUCCCACAGGGAGCGAGGUUUUGAAACACUUUUCCGAGUUGUGCCGGUUACGCUCCACGGAAAGAAUAGUUCGGUGAAAACGUUUGCAUUUUUAGAUGACGGAUCGUCACUAACGCUCGUAGAACAGUCGAUUGCUGAUCAACUAGGUGAAAGUGGACCCAAAGGUGAACUUCUUCUUUCGUGGACUGGAGAUGUAUCUCGAAGUGAAGUCAACUCACAAACCGUAACGUUUCAUAUCUCAGGAACGUCAUCAGACAAAAUGUUUAAAGUUUCACGGGCUAGAACGGUUUCCAAGCUUAAACUUCCAAUACAGACACUGAACAUGGCAUCUCUAUCGUAUCAGUACCCCUAUCUAAAAGGAUUACCUGUUGAGGAAUAUUCCAAUGCGUCUCCUGGAAUACUUAUCGGUUUAGAUCAGCUCCAUCUUUCCUUACCAUUGAAAAGCAGAGAAGGUAAAAUGGGUGAGCCAGUCGCUACAAAAACUCGCCUCGGUUGGUGUAUAUUCGGUGGCCUACGUGCAACAACUGCAUUUGGCCUUUCCUGUCAUAUACACGAAACGUCAGAAAAAGGUCUACACGAAAUCGUUAAAGAAUACUUUGGGCAAGAGGAUGCCGGAGCUGGGACGAUACUGGAGUCGUCCGAUGAAAUACGUGCGAGGAAUAUUCUCGCUAGAACUACUGUACGAGUGUCGGGUCGGUUUGAGACCGGUCUGUUAUGGCGAUAUGACCAGUUCGAAUUCCCCGAGAGUUAUCAGAUGGCUCUUCGUCGAUUAGAAGGUCUCGAGCGUAGAAUGUCACGAGAUACAGCACUACGAGAAAAUGUAAACAAACAGAUCCAGGAAUAUCAACGUAAAGGAUAUGCUCACCGUGCGUCAAAGGAGGAGCUUGAAAACGCAGAUAUGAGAAGAGUCUGGUAUCUUCCGCUUGGAGUUGUGACAAAUCCGAAGAAACCAGCUAAAGUCAGAUUGAUCUGGGAUGCGGCUGCAAAAGUGCACGGAGUUUCGCUUAAUUCGGUUCUGUUGAAAGGGCCUGAUUUGAUGAUACCGCUUUUGGAGGUUCUGUUUCGUUUUCGUGAGCGGUCAGUUGCGGUGAGUGGAGAUAUUUCCGAAAUGUUCCACCAGAUUCGCAUUCGUACUGAAGACCGCCAUUCUCAACGCUUCCUAUGGCGAGAGGAGCCUGACACUGAACCAGAAAUUUUCCUAAUGGAUGUAGCGACCUUCGGCUCUACCUGUUCGCCCUGCUCAGCGCAAUAUAUAAAAAACAGAAACGCUGAAGACUUCGUCGCUCAGUACCCAAGAGCAGUUGAAACCAUAAUCCGGUCGCAUUAUGUAGACGAUCUUUUAGAUAGCUUUGAAACGAUCGAGGAAGCCAAGAGAGUCUCAGAGGAGGUCAAAAUGAUUCAUGCAGCCGCCGGGUUCAAAAUUCAUGGCUGGCUUUCCAAUAAACAAGAAGUCGUCUGUCAUUUAGGCGAUAGGACGGUUACACCCGUAAAAGAUCUUGCUUUGGACAAGGGUGACACUACUGAUCGAGUACUCGGUAUGCGCUGGAUGACAGUCGAUGACGUGAUUGGCUUUUCAACGGUAAUGCGGGCUGAGAUAGCAGCUAUUAUAAAUCGAGGCCAAAAGCCUACCAAGCGACAAGUAUUAAGGUGUGUCAUGUGUCUGUUCGACCCUCUUGGGCUUUUAGCGGCAUAUUCGGUACAUGGAAAAAUACUUAUUCAGCAGAUCUGGCGAUCAGGAGUGGACUGGGAUGACCCAAUCGACAACCUAUCGUUUGAGCGGUAG